UAAUAAAAAAAGAUAUUUAAUUUAAACCACAUUCGCUUUCAAAUUGUUAAGUAUCCAGCCAGCAGGAUGGAUACUUAACAAUAUUAGCACUGAUCAUUUUAAGCCAACUCAAUGACUGUUUAAUAACACCCACUUUAACGGAAAAAUCUCGAACAAGACUUUAAUAUAAUCGCUUUUGCUUUUUUGUAGUGGUGUACGAAAAUGCGAUUUGGAGCUUGUGUCCGUGAAAGGAAUUGUGAUUAAUGUUUUAUAUAGAGGAGCAGUGGUGUGAAGUUUAUAAUACCGCCCGAGUGCCGCCAAGACCGUUGAUCACUUGGUUUACGGCUCAGGGUUAAGGGCUCUCGACUUGUGUGUCAAUUACUGCGAUGUACAAGGAUUCUUAUCUUGAAGUAUACUCUGAACGCUACCUGUUAAGGAUAACAUUGUACUGUGUGUUUACGAUGAAAAGGCCAAUACGCAGAUUAUAUUCUCAGAAAAUGCAUUUAUAAAUGGAGAACAUAUUGAAACUACAGACUUAGUCUUGCGCCCGUGAACAUGACACCACCUCACGCUCCUCGAGGCUUGCUUGAGAACAUGUUCCCGUGAACAUGACACCUCACGUUCCUCGGUGACCGGUGAUUUACACACGCGACUGUGCGUCAGCGCGAUCAGCAAAUAACAGCCGCUGACAUGAUAACUUCAGCAGCGUAUAGAUCGACCAAUAAGAAAGAGAGAGAGAGAGAUGGGGGCGUAUCUGGGCCAGGAACCACGUUGUAUUUAAACCCGGGAGCGAGAGAAAAUGUUCAGUCGAGCCCCAUCUCUAGAUCCAGACGGUCGUUCCCUUCACUCUCCUGUACUCGGCUGAUUCAUUCGCACUACAUCCUCCGGCAGCUGACUCCCCUUCGCCGCCGCCUCCAGCAGCUAGAAUAUAUACCUCACGGGGCCGCAGUCACUUUCUUACUCUUUCUUAAGCAAUGGUGGCGUGGCAGAUGAUGCUGGCGUUGGUGUGCCUGGCGAUCGUUCCCACAAUGGCCCAGAUCACCUUCUCCCGGUCAUGGGUGCCCCAGGGCAAGAGGUCCGGGCCCCUCGUCAGCCCUGCAGGUGCCCCUAGCCUCGACGUCGACCCAUGUAGGGACACCAGACUCUCCACUCUUACCGACGUCGCCUCCCAUCUGGUGGAACUGAUGGACGACGUCUCAGACCUGACUCAGGAUGAUGCUGCUCUUGCUCUACGCCUCAAACACGCUCUUCUUGCCAGGCAAAGGAGACUGACUUGAAGAAACACAGCGGGAGACGAAACGACCUGGCAACCCCCCCUCCCUUCCCUCCACCUAGUCAAUAUAUAUAUAUGCAGUACACACAAAAUUAUAUAAAUUAUAUAUAAUGUAUGUACGUGUAUCUGUCCACGAGGAGUUACAUUUAUUUCUAUGGACAUUACUUGAUGGUGAUCAAAGUUAAAUUAUUAAAUAACUCGGUGGGUAAAAUGAUUCAGUAAUACUGUGGAUAAUUUUCACCAACUUUGUAACAUGCGCCAUAGUAUAUAAAUGUUCCAAAAGGUUCGUCUCAUACAACGACAUACUGUUAGGAAUAAACAAAGAAGCCUCUUAUCAAAUACCAGUGAUACCAAAUCAAAUAUCUUGAUAUUUGAAGAAGCCUCUUAUCAAAUACCAGUGAACCAAGCAGCUUUGUAUUGAUCUUCAAUGAGUGAAUAAAU
This is a messenger RNA of Procambarus clarkii (red swamp crayfish), 1693 nucleotides long. RefSeq lists its product as uncharacterized. NCBI's taxonomy places the organism in Eukaryota, Metazoa, Arthropoda, Malacostraca, Decapoda, Cambaridae. The record is from RefSeq and is a predicted model, not a curated record.